This is a messenger RNA of Lepus europaeus (European hare), 2013 nucleotides long. RefSeq names its product nuclear receptor binding factor 2 (gene NRBF2). The transcript has 5 exons. The coding region runs from base 278 to 1207 and encodes 309 amino acids. Gene Ontology annotation, biological process: autophagy. The record is from RefSeq and is a predicted model, not a curated record. NCBI's taxonomy places the organism in Eukaryota, Metazoa, Chordata, Mammalia, Lagomorpha, Leporidae.
GCGCAGGCGGCGGAUUCGCGGCGCGGCGCCGGAGGAGGAAGUGGUGUGGUUGUUGCUGUCUUUUCUCCCACCGCUGGCUCCCGGGGCGCGGAGAGGGGGCGCCGUCUCCGCCGCUGCGUCGCCCUCCGUGUCUACGCCCCUCCAUGUUCCCCGGCGCCGCUGCUCCGCUUCCUCAGGCCACCGCUUACCCCGGGGUCUAUGGAAGUAAUGGAAGGACCCCUCAACCUGGCUCAUCAACAGAGCAGACGAGCAGACCGUUUACUGGCUGGAGGGAAAUAUGAAGAGGCUAUUUCUUGUCACAAAAAGGCUGCAGGAAACAGCAGGUGAUGGCUCAAGUACUUGGAUCCUUGCCACCCCUAUGGGAGACCUGGAUAGAGUUCCUGAUCCAACCCUGAUUAUUGCAGGCAUUUGGAGGAGUAAACCAGAGGAUGGAAGCACACUGGCUCAUUUGCUCUCUUAUCUUUCUGAAGCCAUGAAGCUGACACAGUCUGAGCAGGCUCAUUUAUCACUGGAAUUGCAAAGGGACAGCCACAUGAAACAGCUCCUCCUCAUUCAGGAGAGGUGGAAAAGAGCCAAGCGUGAGGAGCGACUGCGCGCCCAGCAGCACCCAGACAGGGAUGCCACUGCCCAUCUUCAGGCAGCUCCCAGACCCUGUGCUGAGGACGCGGAAGGCCACAGUCUCCUCCUUCCUCACAAGUACAGUCCUUCCACCGAGAGACGUCUGCCUGAAAUUCGGGGGGCCUUUGACAGGGAUCCAGACACGCUACUGUUUUUACUUCAGCAAAAGAGCGAGCCAACAGAGCCAUGUAUUGGAAGCAAAGCCCCAAAAGAUGAUAAAACAAUUAUAGAGGAGCAGGCAACCAAAAUUGCAGAUUUGAUGAGGCAUGUGGAAUUCCUUGUGGCUGAGAAUGAAAGAUUAAGGAAAGAAAACAAACAACUGAAGGCUGAAAAGGCCAGACUUUUAAAAGGCCCGGUAGAAAAGGAGCUGGAUGUAGAUGCUGACUUUGUAGAAAAGUCCGAGUUGUGGAGCUUGCCGCCGCAGUCUGAAACUGCUGCAGCCUCCGCAAGCUGGCAGAAGUUCGCAGCGAAUCCUGGGAAAGCCAAGGACAUUCCAAUACCCAAUCUCCCUCCCUUGGAUUUUCCAUCUCCAGAACUUCCCCUUAUGGAGCUCUCUGAGGAUAUUCUGAAAGGAUUUAUGAAUAAUUAAAAUGGAAGACCACAGAAGUCAGAAAAGGAAAUAAUACAGUAACGAGUUAAUCCAGAACAAAAAGCAAAAAAGGGAAAACCACACAUACAAGGGUAUCCCGGAAGUGCUUCAUCAUCUGGCAUCCUGUGGGCGAGGAGGCAUGGCCAGGCUAUGGGAAAGUCACUGUGAAACAUGUCGCCUCUCUGAUUCACGGACCCAAGCUGAUGAUUCCGACUCGGCAAAUGCUCAACUCUCAGAGGUCCUUGUUCUCCUGAUAAAAACCAAAUGGCUACCUGGAAUAAUUUUUUCAAGCAACAGUUAUUUUUCUUAUCUUCAGGGUUAAAAUGUGUAAAAAUGUUAUAUGUAAUUAAUCUAUGAUGCCAUAAAUGAUAAUGCAAAACCGAAAUAAUGUGGCCUGAGGGCUGCCUACAUUUGAAACAUGCUUUCCAUCAUGCAUUGACUGUACGUGUUUUGUUAAGCACAUUUUGUUGGCUUAUAUAUAUAAAGUGUGUAAGAAACACACCUUUCUAGAUGAAACUAUAUGUGCCACACUUUGCACUACUCAUAACAUAAUGAUAACCUCAAGACUAUCCAGGAGAAAUAUUUAAAUUUCCAUUUUAUGAAGAAAGGAACCAAAUUAUUAGCUUUUUUUUUUAAAUUACCAGUUUACAUAAUUAAUCAGGGUGCAUUUUAAGUUCUAACUUUAUUAUAUAAUGCAUCAUUUGAAAAUAGCAAGGAAAUAUCCUUUGUUUUUAAUGAUGCAUGAGUGAAGUAAUGCUAGUUGGCAGUAUAUGAUUGUAAGAAAUCAAUAAAAUAAUUGUGUUUUA